Messenger RNA from Spathaspora passalidarum NRRL Y-27907, 616 nucleotides. RefSeq lists its product as uncharacterized. The transcript has a single exon. The record is from RefSeq and is a predicted model, not a curated record. Lineage: Eukaryota; Fungi; Ascomycota; Pichiomycetes; Serinales; Debaryomycetaceae. The annotation marks the transcript as partial.
UUACAAUCAUCAAGGAGAAUUCAGAGAGCUAGCAAGGUUAUUUAACCUAAGUGAGGUGCGUAGUUUUGAUAUAUACUAUACUUGGGUACCUCGAACACCAGGGGAUGUUCGAAUAUUCAUUAAUGAAUUGACUUGGCUACUCUCUAAAUUAUCCAAAGUUGAAGAAUUGACAAUUGCAAGCAUUAUGAUACCAGAGGCAAUUGAGCCAGUCUUGUUAUCACUAAGACCAAAUCAGAUACGCGUAUUGAGGUUGGUGUGCGAAUUGGAUUACCCAUUUUACCUAAUGACUGGUCUUAGAAGUGGGCUAAUUUCUCAACGACACUCUUUAAUUGAAUUCCACUGGGACUCCGGAAUUCAAAUACUGAUUAACCCGAAACGAAUUUACAAAUUACCAGUUAAUGAUAGAAUCUACUUCCAAAUACAGGCUUUCCUUGAAGAUGAGUAUUUAUUACCCAAACUUCAUAGAGUGUCAAUUGAAGGAUAUCACUAUCUAAUCAACAGAAUUGGGGAUGGGAUUCCUGUAUUUCUCCCGAAUGAAUAAGGAAACUUGGAUUUAAGUUUCCUAAUCACAUUCAAAGAGUACACUAUUGUGGGAGUUUAAUAUACAUAUUAUACC